This is a messenger RNA of Fusarium venenatum, 456 nucleotides long. NCBI's taxonomy places the organism in Eukaryota, Fungi, Ascomycota, Sordariomycetes, Hypocreales, Nectriaceae. The record is from RefSeq and is a predicted model, not a curated record.
AUGUGCAAACAAAGAAAAGAGAAAUGGGUUUGCAAAUAUUGCCAAAAGCCUAUCAAGGAACACACGUACUUGAUCAAUAAAUGUAAAAGCCAGUCGGAUAUAGGCAUCUGCCGGGAACAGAGAACUACAGACUAUGAAACGAUUGAUAUGUAUUAUCCUGGUUCCAAAACACCAGAAAUCUUCAACCACUCGCUCCAACGCAUCAGCAAUAAUUCGACAACCCAAUCAUUCGAUAUGUGUCAAACCGUCGAAACCAGAUGGAUGUGCGCGGGAUGUUCCAAGUCCAUCCUGGAUAGGAGCUCGAUCAAACGUCCUUGCAAUGCAUACAAGAAGAAAGGGAUCUGCACUGAGUCGACAAUAACUCUGGUGGAACACAAGUAUGUGGAAGAUCCUGAUUGCGAGAUUUGCAAGAACUUCAACAAGGAUAAAAACGAGAAGGAAAAGUCACGAAUUUAG